AUGGCUUUUGCAGCCAGGCGAUGGUUUCUCCUAUCCAUCAUUGUAGUGGUUGUCUGUUUCUUGAAACCAUUUGCCCUAGGCGAACAACAGGUCCCUUGCUACUUCAUUUUUGGAGACUCGCAAGAUGACAAUGGCAACAAUAAUCACCUGAACACAACUGCCAGGGCAAAUUAUCCACCUUACGGCAUUGAUUUCCCAGAAGGUCCAACCGGUCGCUUCACCAAUGGCCGAAAUCCUGCAGACUUCAUUGGUGAGCUCCUUGGAUUUGACAGCUACAUACCUCCAUUUGCAAAUACAGAAGGCCGGGAUAUCACUAAAGGCAUUAAUUAUGCUUCAGGAGCAUCUGGAAUUCUUGAUCAGACAGGUCGUCACCUGGGCGAUCUCUUCAGCUUCAACGAACAAUUGCACAAUCACGAGAGAGUAAUUUCGCGCAUCGUGCGGUUGAUUGGAAACAGAUCUGCAACAAAAGAAUAUCUGGCCAAAUGUCUGUACACUGCUGCAUUGGGGAAUAAUGACUACAUCAACAACUACUUGUUGCCAGAAUAUUAUCCUACAAGCCACCUAUAUACUCCAACAGAAUUUGCCAGCUUGUUAAUUAGGCAUUAUUCUCAGCAACUACGGACUUUGUACAGAUUGGGGGCAAGAAAAAUAGCUGUUUUUGGGCUUGGUUUGCUUGGCUGCAUACCUGCUGAGUUAUCUGCAGAUGGUAACUGUGUGGAUUCUAUUAACGAUGAAGUUCUGUUAUUCAAUGACAAGCUCAAGCCACUGGUUGAAGAACUGAAUACCGAGUUAAGCGAUGCACAAUUUCUUUAUGUAGAUGUGAGAGCAAUCAAUUUGAACAAUUUAUCCACCCCGGCAGAAAUUACAAUUGGCAAUGCACCAUGCUGCAACGUGUCUGCAACAGUUGCUCGUGGACAGUGUAUUCCUGGACAAAUUCCCUGCAGCAACAGGAACCAAUAUUAUUUUUGGGAUGAUUUCCAUCCCAGUGAAGUAGUCAAUGAAGCAUAUUCAAGAUUAGCAUAUUCUGCGUUAUCCUCAUUACUUGAUGCUGAUCCUCUUGCCAUUGGCGGCCUACAGGCAAAACCUGUCAUGAUAAAGUGA
Messenger RNA from Coffea arabica (coffee), 1101 nucleotides. RefSeq names its product GDSL esterase/lipase At1g29670. Lineage: Eukaryota; Viridiplantae; Streptophyta; Magnoliopsida; Gentianales; Rubiaceae. The record is from RefSeq and is a predicted model, not a curated record. Gene Ontology annotation, molecular function: hydrolase activity, acting on ester bonds.